AUGGGUGUGCUUUUUCUUCUCUUCUUUGUCCUCGUGGCGCACGCUUCGAGUUCCGCGUAUAACACACAAACACCGCAAGAUUCUCGUCUCCUAAUUCUCUUUCUGGACGGGUUACGGUGGGAUUACUUCAACCACUUUGAUGAGACUGGAGGGGUUGGACGAAUGCGCGCACAGGGCUGUCACAUACCUCGUGUAAAACCGGCUUUUCCAGCCAAUUGCCAUACCAAUAUGCAUGCUCUUUUUGCUGGACAUAAUUCAACAAAUCUGGAUGUCUUUAAUGACGGGAUUAAAGCUGAGUACACGCAUCCGGAGCUGCUUUGGAACAGGGCUACCAAACAAGGCAAAAGUGUGAAGCUCUUUCACUUCCCCUUCUGCUCGAGUCUGCUUGAACGUGGCAUGGAUUGCGUCCAACCGGUAGGCGAGCAGAUCUCUCUCAAUACGACUCUGGGAGACGCCCUGCAGUCUCUUGCGAACCGCACCAACGAUCUUGCAGUUGUGUACUUUGGUGAGCUUGACCGCGUGGCUCACGCUCAUGGACCCUCCUCAGAGGAGUUGAAGCAUGGCGAGACAAUUCGAAAGGUCGAUGAGGCCAUUUUCAACGUCAUUCAAUCUCUUCAAAUUCUCCAAGAUGCAAGUCUGAACUUCGCUGUUGUUUCCGAUCACGGAAUGACCGAUUUCAGGGGUUUUCUUACGCUCGAUCGCGUCUUCAAAUGGAAGGUCAUUGGCAAAGUUGUGAACCUUGGCAGUGCAGUUGGUCUCUGGCCCAAACCAGGCGCUGAGAAAGAUCUAUCUGAAAGCCUCUCUGCGAAAAGCCACUUCCAAGUGUACACUCCACAGACUAUGCCGGUGACAUCGUGGCACCCAUCCCGACUCCCGCCUAUCGUCUUGAUUGCGGAGCCGGGUUACGUCUUCCAGGUGAGUUACCACUCGUCUGCCACCUGGGAUCACCUCCUGUCAGCCCGUGACAUUCCUCCCCAUCCUCGGGGUGUCCAUGGCUACCUCCCUGACGUUACUGACAUGCAUACUACCUUCCUGGCCUACGGACCCGCCUUCGAGUUUGGCUGUGGGGAAGAACAGGGAAGACUCUACACCUACGACCUCUUCCCACUGCUCAAUACUGCACUUUUUGGAGGAGCUGUUGUCGAAUUUACGAGAGGAGGCGAACCGAAAAUUGUUUGGGAGAUGAAGCUACUAGGAGGAAUUCUCUUUAUCCUCUUUGCGGUCGUUCUCAUCCUCGGAAUUGCGUUGAGACGUUUGCUGAAAAUUGGACGGAAGCGUGUCGACUCUUCCCUUAUCUGCGACUUCGAGGAGGUGGAUGAAGAUGAGGAAGGUCUCAAGACAGAUGCUGAGAUGAAGGCGUAUUCUGGUACCUGCGAGGACUGUAGACAGGGGGAGGACUGCCGCUGGCAGGAGGGAGUAGAAGAAGGUUUUCGUCGUCAGCACCGCGAGGUGGAUUAUCACCACCUCUUUCAGCUGUCUCUGCCGUCCCUACCACCACGAAGGAGAGAGGACGCUUUUGCCCAGCCGAUCUGGAUCCACGACCGGACGGCGCGACAGACACGGCGGCCUGCUGCUGCUGCUGCUGGCUUGGCAGGUCGCGCACGUGUGAAGGCAAUGCAGGCUGUGGGUAGACUACAACGCUUACCGGCCGUGUCUUCGUCUGACCUCUACAAUGUCCACAAAUUCACAUGUAGCUAG
Echinococcus granulosus is the source of this 1698-nucleotide messenger RNA. Its product is annotated as Ectonucleotide pyrophosphatase/phosphodiesterase family member. The transcript is spliced from 7 exons. NCBI's taxonomy places the organism in Eukaryota, Metazoa, Platyhelminthes, Cestoda, Cyclophyllidea, Taeniidae. Bases 1 to 1698 code for a protein of 565 amino acids. The record is from RefSeq and is a predicted model, not a curated record.